ACAUCUUCCCAUUGUCAUAGAUAUGUCAUUAUAGGCCUACAUCUUCCCAUUAUCAGUGGUAUGUCAAUACACAUGUUCUCAUUAUUAUCAUUGUUAUGUCGAUACACAUCUUCCCAUUGUCAUAAAUAUGUCAUUAUAGGCCUACGUCUUCCCAUUGUCAUAGAUAUGUCAGUAAAGGCCUACAUCUUCCCAUUAUCAGUGGUAUGUCAAUACAUAUGUUCUCAUACACAUCUUCCCAUUAUCAUAGGUAUGUCAUUAUACAUCUUCCAUUAUCAUUGUUAUGUUGAUACACAUCUUCCCAUUAUCAUAGACAUGUCAAUAUACAUAUUCUCAUUAUAA
Messenger RNA from Lottia gigantea (owl limpet), 339 nucleotides. RefSeq lists its product as hypothetical. The annotation marks the transcript as partial. Lineage: Eukaryota; Metazoa; Mollusca; Gastropoda; Lottiidae. The record is from RefSeq and is a predicted model, not a curated record. The transcript has a single exon.